This is a messenger RNA of Paramisgurnus dabryanus, 1723 nucleotides long. It is a transcript of the gene btbd17a, whose product is annotated as BTB (POZ) domain containing 17a. NCBI's taxonomy places the organism in Eukaryota, Metazoa, Chordata, Actinopteri, Cypriniformes, Cobitidae. The record is from RefSeq and is a predicted model, not a curated record. Gene Ontology annotation, molecular function: protein binding.
AUGGGAAAUUUGGUUGAUGCCCACAUCUACCUGACGUUCUUGCUGUUGGUCGUCUUGGCCCAUAAGCAACUUGUCCUUGGAGCAGGUCUGAUGACAGAAGGUCUACCAGAGGACACCACAGAUGUGAUCAGUCAUUCUCAGGGGUUCUUGGCACGGCUAGAGGGUCUUCUGGUGCUGGGGAAUAACAGUGACAUUUCUGUGCGUGUGGAAACCGUGGAUGCGGACGAGGUCAAGGUCAUCCAAGCCCACACGCUGGUGUUGUCGCUGCAAAGCCGAGUAUUUGAUGAGAUGCUCAGAAACCGCAAUGGGAGCACGUUGGUGCUGCGAGAAACGGCAGAAUGUACUGCUGUGUUUGAUAAGUUCAUCAGAUAUCUGUAUUGUGGAGAGCUCUCGCUGCAGUUGGACCAGGCCACACCACUGCACAGAUUGGCUACCAAGUAUAGCAUAUCCAGCCUCCAGCACGGUCUUACCCGGUACAUGAGCCAGAAUUUGGCCAGUGAUUCACUGGGCGGUCAUGUGGUGGGUUGGUUCCAGUAUGCCACAACGGUUGGAGACACAGUGUUGAAACACAACUGCCUUCAGUUUUUGUCGUGGAAUCUGUCAUCUGUGCUUCAGAGUUCAGAAUGGCCGACGGUUAGCGUGGAACUGCUAAUGACCCUGUUGCAGCGCUCUGACUUAGUACUGAAGAGCGAGCUAGAACUAUUCGAGGCCCUUGAAAUCUGGCUCACCCAGAAUGACCCGGACAGCCUAACUGCAGAGAACGCCCUUCGCCUGGUGCGCUAUGCCAUGAUCCCUCCGAGAGAUCUCUUUCGCCUGCAGCGGCAUUCGCCGAUGCUGACACGCUACCUGGAGUCGGUGCGUGAUUUGCUUUACAUGUCGUACCAGUUCCACUCUGCUUCACCACUUCAGCUGGCGAAGUUCUUCAAAGUAAACUGCAACCUCUUCGUGCCCCGCAACUAUCUCUCGCCCAUAUGGGGCUCCCAGUGGAUCAUUAGUAACCCGUCACGAGAUGACCGCAGCAGCAGUUUUCAGACGCAGCUUGGGCCGAGUGGUUUUGAUUCUAGUAAGCGGGUGACGUGGAACGCCCUGUUCUCGCCCCGUUGGCUUCCUCUCAGCAUGCGGCCUAUGUUCACUGAGCAGGGUGCCAUGCCGCCUCUGCGCUCAGAUGGAGGAAACGGAGCCGGCCGGCCUCGUAUCAUCAUCACACCUGCUACUUCCAGUGCCGAUUUUGCGGGGGUUAGUUUCCAGAAGACUGUGCUCAUCUCAACAAAGCAGCAAGGAAAACUUGUGGUCCGGCAUGUUUUCAGCUUUCACCAAAGCACAGAGGAGGUGGACUUCCUUUCUGAUGUGGACCUGCAACAACGCACAUCUGAGUACCUGGUGGAUGGAGCACUGCACUUGCACAUCAUUGUAAAGCCUAUCUACCAGACUAUCGUAGCAAACAAGAAAUAAUGUAAAAGAAACACUAGUUUGAUGCAUUUGGCAGACAUUUUUAUCUGAAGCAAUCUUGGUGCAUUUUCAUUUUUUACAUUUCUAUCAAUUAAUGUUCUUACAAAGGGACUUAAGCAUCAUGGCCUAGCAUUUGAGUUCCAAAAAACACAGAAAGUAGGAUGACAUAUGCAUGAUUUAGAAGGUCAAAGCAAUAUUAAAAUGCAAUAUAAGAAUAGAGAAGAGAUCCAUCCCACCUAUCUUACAUAAUGGGUUAGAUAAAAGCAAAAAAUUU